Messenger RNA from Parascedosporium putredinis, 645 nucleotides. NCBI's taxonomy places the organism in Eukaryota, Fungi, Ascomycota, Sordariomycetes, Microascales, Microascaceae. The record is from the annotation of a GenBank genome assembly.
AUGGUCCUCAAGCUCUAUGGGUCGGCCAUGGCCACCUCGCGCGUGCUGGUCACGAUUCUCGAGAAGGAGUUGCCCUACGAGCUUAUUCUUGUUGACAUUGCAAAGGGAGAGCAAAAGAGAGAGGACUACAAGAAGCUUCAGCCUUUUGGAAAGGUCCCGGCCCUGGACGAUGACGGCUUUGUGAUCUUCGAGAGCCGAGCUAUCUGCAAGUAUCUAGCUAGGAAGUACCCCUCCGGAAAGAGCCUCAUCCCAGAAGGUGAUGAUAAGGCCUACGGCCUCUUCGAACAAGCUUGUUCCAUGGAGCAAAGCUAUUUCGCGGCGGCGGCCGAGACCAUUGGCACCGAGCUUAUAAUCAAACCAAUGAAAGGACUGGGGGCCCCUGAUGAAUCAAGGGUCAAGCAAGCGGAAAAGGAUCUUGAUGACGUGUUGGCUGUGUACGAUAGCAUUUUGUCGAAACAGAACUACCUUGUCGGAGAUGAACUGACAUUGGCUGAUUUAUUUCACUUACCCAACGGAGCAGCGUUGAUGGCAGGUAAGUGGAAAGAAGUGUUUGAGAAGUACCCAAACGUGAAUAAGUGGUUCAGCGGAUUACAGAGGAGGGAGACUUGGGUAAGAGCAGCGGCGGAGGCGGGGACGAUACCUUAA